AGCCCAGCCCUUGUCCUCGUGCUGCAUCUGCAUCGUCACUCUCCUUCUCUAAUUUUUGUAGGGUUUAUCGAGGGGAUUGUCAAAACUUUGAAGGUUUCCGCAGCUAGAAAUCGAGCAGGAAACGAUGAGCUCUCGAUUCAGUCGCUUGCGAAUACCUCCGCUCUCGCUCCGUUCUUCGACCAUCUCGAGAUGCAUUUGCUCGACAUCGGAACGCCCGAGCUCCAUUGCUUCGGAACCCGUUUUUCCCGAGAGAAUGCACUCGGGGUCGAGCGAUCCCGAACAAAUCAGUUCAAGAUCCGAUUUUGCCCACAGCCCAUCUGAUUCCGGUCGAAAUGAUCCCGAACCCACCUCGGGCAGUCCAGGUGGUUCGGUUUCUCGACAUGCCAAUGUGGUGAACACCCUGCUGAGACUCAAGGAUGACCCGUCUUCGGCGCUGAAGUUCUACUUUGGAGUCGAGAGGAGGCGUGGCUUCGUUAGGAGUGCCGAUGCGUAUUGCGUCUUACUUCAUAUCUUGGCGGGAUCUCCGGAGUCUUGGUCCCAGGCUCGGAGGUUGCUCCGUUGGAAUGCCGUUGCCGAUUCCGGGUACUCCCCGACCGUGCUCGUGGAUGGUCUGAUCGAGUGUGCCGAGCGGUUCGAUUUUGAGUUGGGUUCGCGGGUCUUUGAUUACUUGCUGAGUAGUCUCGUUAGAGCUGACCGGGUUGGCGAUGCCGUAGAUUGUUGUAAUAGAAUGAUUGAGAGCAAUGCACUGCCUUCCCUUCCGUACUUAAAUGUUCUUUUGGAUGCGUUGGUUAGGAGGGGCAGGAUUGGGGCGGUGCGGGAAUUGUAUGAUACCAUGGUCACAAAAGGCGAAAGAGGUGAUCUCUCUACGUUGCACACGGUGAUGCGAGCGUGUAUGAAGGAAGGGAAGCCUGAGGAGGCUGGAGAGUACUUUAGGCAGGCCAUGGAUCGAGGGAUGGAACUUGACGAGGCAGCUUAUAAUGUUGCGGUCCAGGCUAGGUGUCGAGAGCUGAAUUCAGAGAUGGCUUGUGAGUUGUUGGAGGAGAUGAAAGAAAAGGGAUUGGUCCCUUCGAAGUUUACAUUCACUCGUGUGAUCACCGCUUGUGUGAAGCAGGGGUAUAUGCAAGAGGCUCUGAAGUUAAAGGAUGAGAUGCUAAGGAGAGGGUAUGAGAUGAAUUUGGUGGCCGCAACAAGUUUAAUCAAGGCAUAUUGUAUGUCAGGUGAUUUAAAUUCUGCCCUGAAUUUUUUCGAAAGUAUUUGCAAGGAUGGUCUCGUCCCAAACAAUGUUACCUACACCGCUUUGAUUAGCGGAUGCUGUAGGAAUGGGAAUGUCGAAAAAGCAUCUGAGGUGUACUCCCAAAUGAAACUUGCCGGUGUACGACCUAGUGUCUCUAAUUUUAAUCAUUUGAUUAAGGGAUAUUUAAAAGCUCAGUCAUGGGAAGAGGCUCUCAAAAUAUUUGAGGAGGCUAUUGAGUGUGGAGUUGCUAAUGCCAUUUCCUAUAAUCAUCUUCUGUUCUGGCUUUGCAAUCAGGGUGAUUUGACUGAAGCUUGCAAAUUAUGGGAUAAAAUGAUUGUCAACGGCCUAGUGCCAAAUGUAGUUUCAUACAACAUUAUGAUUCAUGGACACUGCAAAAGUGGCAAUAUGGAUAUGGCAUCUACUAUGUUCUCAGAGAUGCAAGGAAGGAGACUAAAACCUAAUGUACUUUCAUUUACUGUCUUAAUACAUGGAUACUUUAAACAUGGUGAUCCAGUUCGUGCUCUUGAUGUGUUUGAACAGAUGGAGCAUGCAGGAGUUGCUCCCUCAGAUUUCACAUUCCACAUAGUCAUCAAUGGUUUGUGUAAAGCUGGCCAGACUGUUGUGGCUAGGGACACGUUGAAUAAGUUCAUCGACAAAGGCUUUGUCCCAAGCUGCAUGAUUUACAAUAGCGUUAUAGAUGGGUUUGUUGCAGAGGGUGGCAUAAAUUCUGCUUUAUGUGCUUUUAAAGAUAUGAAUGAUUUUGGAGUUUCCCCGAAUGUUGCUACUUACACCAGCUUGAUCAGAGGUUCUUGCAAAAGCAAUAAUAUUGAUCUGGCACUUAAGAUGUGGAAUGAGAUGAAGAAGAAGGGUCUUGAACUGGAUAUCACUGCAUAUGGUGCUCUAAUUGAUGGAUUCUGCAAAAUGCAAGACAUGGAAAGGGCACUGGACUUAUAUUCUGAACUUCUAGAAGUUGGUCUGUCUCCUAAUACAGUCGUAUAUAAUUGCCUCAUUAGUGGGUUUAGAGAUCUAAACAACAUGGAGGCUGCACUUGGUUUUCAGAAGAAAAUGGUAGAUGAGGGUAUCCCUUGCGACUUGCGAACCUAUACCACUUUAAUUGAUGGACUGUUGAAAGAGGGUAAAUUACUUAUGGUAUCGGAUCUUUACUUUGAAUUGCUCGCAAAGGGCCUUGUACCUGAUUUGGUUCUGUACCGUGUCCUGGUGAAGGGUCUCUGCAAAAAGGGACAGCUAGAGAAUGCUGGCAAGAUUUUGGAAGAGAUGGAUAGGAAAGGUGUCAGGCCUGAUGUUCUCUUAUACAACACAUUGAUUGCUGGAAACUUCAAGGAAGGCAAUCUUCAAGAGGCUUUUAGGUUGCAUGAUGAAAUGCUUGACAGAGGACUUGUGCCUGAUGAUACUACAUAUGAUAUCCUUGUAAAUGGACAAUUUGAAGGGAACAAUUAUCUGCCUGAAGCCUCAAUGUCGAGUGGUUGAUUUCCUACUGUAUCAUUGGACCCUGGUCAAUCAUUUGAAGAUGGAGCUCAUAGCGUCUUUGUAGUGACCUGCAUAUCUGAUACUAAGGUAAAUUAGACUUGUAUCCCAAGUCUAUAUCUAUGCAACUAGAGGCCAAAAGAUCGAAGUCUAAAGAUGAUGAGCAUCAUAAAGUAAAUAUUUGUUGUCUGUUUCAUGCCGUAGCACUGAGGGUUGCUUCUGCUUCAAAGAAGUUGAAACCGCUUUGUGACCUUGUAGUCUGCAGUUUGUCCUUCUUAUCUUUUUCAUGAUAAUUUGGUUAGGUGAGAAGUCCUCCAUCAGUUGUCUUGUGGAAGGUUUAAAAAGCGGUUGCCAAUUCAAUGCUGCCAGCUUUCACUGAGGAGCCACGUCUCUGUAUGUUCUGAAAGCAUAGAAAUUAACAUCAUUCUUGGCAAUGCAUGAUGCAGAAUACGAAUUACUCUGAGUAUGUUCCCUAGCUUUGGUUAUAUUCCUACAUCUUACAGAUCAACACAAGAAACUCUAUAAACAUAUUUUCAGGUUUACGAGGAUAUCAUUUUGGCUGGUGAGUAUCAGUCCUCAAAUCUUUUUCAGUCACUUUAGACAAGUUGGGAAAACAAGAUGGAUCGGCAUCAGGUCCUCAGACUUCCUUCCAUGGAAAAAUUAAGCCCCGGAUUCAUUCAGCACAACCAAAGUUAUCACGAGUGUGUUGAACCUUCCGGAACAAAUUAUGAACAAAGCAUGAUGAAGAUGUUAGUGAAGUCACAUGCACAACCAGACUCUUCAAUUGGCUAGUUGCUUUCUCUACAGAAUACUUAGGGACGUCUACUAGCGGUCAUUGCCCACAUGUGUAGUUGGGGAUAUUCAGAGAGCGUUAGGGAUGGCCCCCGAAAACCUGAGACCGCCUUUUAUGCGGUCGCUAAUUGGCCAGCGACUGGCUCCACGAGACUGUCUCUACUUGCUAGCGGCGUGCUGCCGAGGCAACCGCUGUGAUGGGCCGGAAGUCGUCGCCAACUACCGCUGGGGACGGCUAUUAUUGCCUUUAAAGGAUGACUUUGCCCGUUGCCAGUUCACUCUUUUGAUAAUGCUGCCAAGUUAUUGGUCAAUCUGGAGGAGGGUCUCCUGCUCAAUCAUUCAGGAAAACACUGUAACUUUGUGGAAAAGACUGAUGAUGAUUUGAAAUUUGAUCCCUGGGGCAUGAGUCCUCCAUGGAGAUGCGGUUGCUUGGUUUCUGAGUAUUAUUUGUAGAAUAUCUUCACCUAGAGGGAACAGCAAUAUCGAACUCGUGACCACUUCAAU
This is a messenger RNA of Syzygium oleosum, 4015 nucleotides long. Its product is annotated as pentatricopeptide repeat-containing protein At3g54980, mitochondrial-like. The transcript is spliced from 5 exons. The coding region runs from base 125 to 2722 and encodes 865 amino acids. Gene Ontology annotation, molecular function: protein binding. NCBI's taxonomy places the organism in Eukaryota, Viridiplantae, Streptophyta, Magnoliopsida, Myrtales, Myrtaceae. The record is from RefSeq and is a predicted model, not a curated record.